Messenger RNA from Cololabis saira (Pacific saury), 4664 nucleotides. RefSeq names its product C-terminal-binding protein 2. Bases 1 to 3147 code for a protein of 1048 amino acids. The transcript has 10 exons. NCBI's taxonomy places the organism in Eukaryota, Metazoa, Chordata, Actinopteri, Beloniformes, Belonidae. Gene Ontology annotation, molecular function: transcription corepressor activity; NAD binding; oxidoreductase activity, acting on the CH-OH group of donors, NAD or NADP as acceptor. The record is from RefSeq and is a predicted model, not a curated record.
AUGCCUAACUCAAGCGAGCAGUCGCAUUUCGGUGGCUUUCUCGGCCGGCGAGGUCCUGAGUGGAGCGAGGGCCAGAGCGACGGGGCUGCGGCUCGCUGUCAGUACUGUGGCACCGUCGCGGGACGCGGGAAUUCCUUGGCACUCGGCGACGGAGACAGCGAAGCGUGGAUGCAUCAUCAUCUAGAGAAUGCUGGGAAACUGGAUCCAGUGUGCUACCCGUCCUUUUACAGGCAGGUGGGCCGUGACCCGUACGGGCCGGAGCUGCAAAAGAAGAACCUUGUGCCUGACCUGAGCAGUAACCUCUACCUCAGGAGGGUGAUGGCAGGUAGGACCUCGGCACCGCCUCAGGAUUACUACCUGGCUGACUCCACUUUAUCUGGCCAGCCAGCUGAGGAGUUUUACAGGGAUAACCCGCACUCGCUCACCAGAUCAGUGCUGCAUUAUAGACCCGGCGCUGGUGGGGGGGGGCCUGCGUGGGAUCAAGGACAGGCGAGGGCCACACCUUCUGUGCUGGCCUCUGCUACUACACCGGUGCUUCCUCCCCCUCCGCCUCUCCCCCCGCCUGCCCCUCCCCUGCAUGAGCUUAGCCGUUUGUACAGGGAAUCUCUGGGAUCUAAGAUGAUCCCAGACGCCCAGCGUAUUGGUGGCGGCGCUUCCUCUCCUGCUGCCUACGGGGUGCCUGUUUACGCCGCCGAGCGACCGUCCCUCCCUGCCCACCAAGCCUAUAACAGCCUCGGCAGCUUGCCCCCGGGACCCCGCCAGCCAGCGGCCACCAGUUCAUUGGUGGACGCAGCUCCUCGAGGAAUGGACGGAGCUCUGUCUCGAGCUUACGGAGCCGUAGCCUCCCAGAGGCUGCCUUAUGACCCCCACUAUGACCCGACCGCGGCCAUGGUGGCUGCCACAGCUGGAAUGCCCCCUGCCUUGCCUCCCGUCCAUCCCAGCGCUGCCGACCCCAAGAAGAUGGUCGACCCGAGCUUCUUGGCUUUCCUGCGAGCUGAAGGCUUGGCUGAGAGCACCAUCACUCUGCUGCUACAGCAUGGCUUUGACUCGAUUUCUACGCUGGGGAUGAUGGAAGAGCACGACAGUCGGUCAGUGGCCCCUAACCUGGCACAGGCACGUGUUCUGUCUCGUGUUGUACAUGUAUGCAAGAGUGGCGGGGCGGGGGGACCACGGACCCGCUCCAACAGCUUCAGCCAUCGCAAUGACCUCUACAUGCAGCCCCAAGGUUUGACCAUGGACCCUGCUCUGAUGCAGCAACCCCCCUCCACCCUCCAGACUGUGUCCCCGCGGAUGGGAGAGUUUCUUGGAAGGCGGCCUAGUAGCGCCCCUUCCCAACAUCUCUUAGAGACCACCACCUACCCAGGGGCACGACAAAUGGCACCUGGAGGUUUUCCAGUUAGCCCCGGAGGAUACAAUAGUGUGGUGCCUCCAGCAAGACCCGUCUCCAUGUACAAUGCUCAUACCGGCCUCGCCCUGUCUGCCAUGGGACAGCAGCCUCCACCAGCUCCGGGCACCCCUGGGGCAGCACCCAAAACCUUCUCCGGCUCCUACUCCCCUAUGGAGCUGAUGAAGAGGGCUCCCAACCUCCCUCCGGCAUCGCCCCUAGCAGCAACGAGCCCCCUUCACAGCCCACAACUUCUUCGGAAAGGGAUCAAUGUUGCCCCCGAGAGUACCGUAGUUCCCGUCUCUCCUUCCAACAUUCUCCAAGUGCAAAGCUCUACCAACACCAAGAUGGUAGGACGGCGUACUGGUCCACCUGUUAUAGUCUCAACCAUGGCCACCACACCUGACACAAGUUAUUUUGCUGUCACCCGACAGGACUUGAUGGACGUUUCAGCGCGUGCCCGAGAUGCAAACUCCAGUUACAGUAUUCGGCCCCAGAUCAUGAACGGGCCGAUGCAUCCGCGCCCGCUGGUGGCGCUGCUGGACGGGCGCGACUGCACCGUGGAGAUGCCCAUCCUCAAAGACCUGGCGACGGUGGCCUUCUGCGACGCCCAGUCCACGCAGGAGAUCCACGAGAAGGUGCUUAACGAGGCCGUGGGAGCCAUGAUGUACCACACCAUCACCCUGACCCGGGAGGACCUGGAGAAGUUCAAGGCUCUACGCAUCAUCAUCCGCAUCGGCAGCGGAUACGACAACAUCGACAUCAAGGCGGCCGGAGAGCUGGGCAUCGCCGUGUGCAACAUUCCCUCCGCAGCCGUGGAGGAGACGGCCGACUCCACGCUGUGCCACGUCCUCAACCUGUACCGGCGAAACACCUGGCUGUACCAGGCUCUCCGGGAGGGCACGCGGGUCCAGAGCGUGGAGCAGAUCCGCGAGGUGGCGUCCGGAGCCGCCCGCAUCCGCGGGGAAACCCUCGGCCUCAUCGGCUUCGGUCGCUCGGGCCAGGCGGUCGCCGUGAGGGCCAAAGUGUUCGGCUUCAACGUCAUCUUCUACGACCCGUACCUGCAGGACGGCCUGGAGCGCUCGCUGGGCGUCCAGCGGGUCUACACCCUGCAGGACCUGCUCUACCAGAGCGACUGCGUGUCCCUGCACUGCAACCUGAACGAACACAACCACCACCUCAUCAACGACUUCACCAUCAAACAGAUGCGUCAGGGUGCGUUCCUGGUCAACACGGCGCGGGGAGGGCUGGUGGACGAGAAGGCUCUGGCCCAGGCGCUGAAGGAGGGCAGGAUACGCGGAGCCGCCUUGGACGUCCAUGAAACGGAGCCCUUCACUUUUGCUCAGGGCCCGCUGAAAGACGCCCCGAACCUGAUCUGCACGCCGCACACGGCCUGGUACAGCGAGCAGGCGUCCCUGGAGAUGAGGGAGGCGGCCGCCACCGAGAUCCGAAGAGCCAUCACCGGCCGUAUCCCUGACAGCCUACGAAACUGCGUCAACAAAGAGUUCUUCGUCACCACGGCACCAUGGGCAGUCAUGGAUCAGCCAGGCGUUCACCCUGAGCUCAACGGCGCCGCCUACAGAUACCCGCCGGGCGUGGUGGGAGUGGCUCCGGGCGGCAUCCCGGGGGCGUUAGAGGGCAUGGUGCCCGGUGGGGUGCCCAUCGCCCACACCCUGCCCUCCGGUACGCACCCCUCCCAGGCCCCGUCUCCCAACCAGCCCUCCAAACACGGCGAGACCAGAGAGCACCUCACCGAGCAAUAGCAGCAGACGGGACAUCUCCUCUGACCCGCCGGCGCUCACAACCAACCCAACCGCACCGCAACCGACCAACUGGGACCAAGAGACUGUUAAACAACACGAAGCGGCUGCCUGUUAGAUCAGCCAGCACACGGGAACAAGAGAGGUGUUUCCCGGGGGAAUUUGUACUUUUAUUGUUUUAGUUUUUACUCUGUCUCUCUGGGUUCAGUACCAACUUUACUCUUUGAUGGGUUUUUUUUUUUUUUUUUUUUUUUUGGUUUUUGUUUUUCUUUUGGGACAUGCCUAUUAUUGUGGACACGAGAGUCCAGUGUUUUUAGUGCUCCAGGAUACCCGACGAGACUCUGUCCAGCCCAACUUGUACACCUCAGAGCUCAUGGGAAACGUAGGCCCCGCGUCGACACACCGAGGGGAAGCGCAAGAGGGAGAAAAAAAGAAAGAAAAACCUUGGGCAUCAUGCGCUACUGGACCUCAUUACCUCUCCCACCCCCUUCCUGAUCCUCCCCACCUCUCCCACCCUCCUUAUGUAACAAGUGUGUGUUGUUUAGCCCUCCCCCUUCCCCCCCAUUACGCCUCAGAAGAGAAUUAUUUUUCUUUCUAUCAUCAGUGCGAAUGAUUAAAAAUGGAUUAUCGACUUCUAUAUAUAUUUAUCAUUCGUCAAAUAAACAAACGAUUGCUCAUCAGUUCUAGUAAUCUAGAGUGGGGUUUAACCCUUUCCUUGCAGCUGCAGUGACAGACUUCCACCACUAGAGGUCGCUUAACACUAAACAUUCACUGUGUUCAUGUGACUGCAGCCAACUUUAUAAGUUAUAUGAACCAAGAGGGCAGCCGCCGCUGGCUGACUGUUAACUUUUAUUUUCGGUCACCGAGAGCUACUGGCGUGUGACUGAGCUGCGAAGGAGAACAUAUCAGCCACUGUAACAGGAUAAGGAGGCUGACGUGAUGACAGCAGCGACCGACUCCCUCACAUCUAUGAGCACAUUUCCACGGUGACCGCAGGAAAGGGUUAAAGCAGACUUCAUUUCUUAAUGACUCAGGAAAACACUUUUUUGCAGAUAUGGUUUUUCCCAUGAAUUUUGUCUUUGAAAAAAGAAAAAAAAAAAAAGAAGCUAAGACUGAUCCGGUUAGUCUGAGUAUUUUCUCUCCAUCUUCUCCAUUGUGGUAUUUUUCUAUACAAAGGCGCAUCAGACGUUUUUUGGUGUUUAAAAAGAGUUUUGAGGAGUCCUGUUAGAUUUGUAUUGCCUAGUUAAAUGUUCCUAUAACCAUAGUCCUAUGUGAUCCACCCUUCUCUUCACUCCUUAUGAUUUCUUUGUUCUAUUGAAGGCCAGGUUCUGCAGGGGGCGGGGGGGCGUCCUGUACUCAGUGAGAGCAAUAGCUGAACUCCUAUUUAGUGUCCCAACAAUAGCAUAAGAGGCAGCCAGCAGUAUGUUUUUGUUUUUAGUGUGAGUAUUUGUAUUUGUUUCUUGUACAAGGUGGACAUUUAGCAUUCAGUGCAGUUCAAAUAAAACUGAUUCUGAGAACUA